AUGGCGAUUGUUAUGCAUGAUGCAGCUGACAAGUUAUGGGAUGACGACCAAUUAAUAGAGACAAUGCAAUUAAAAUCAACAGUGACAAAUUAUGGCACAAGUGAGGAUGGAAGACUGCCUGCUUUGGAGGAAAAUCCGAUGCUUUUCGUGAGAAACAUCCUUGAAUUGAUAAAGUGA
This is a messenger RNA of Loa loa (African eye worm), 177 nucleotides long. RefSeq lists its product as hypothetical. The transcript has 2 exons. Bases 1 to 177 code for a protein of 58 amino acids. The record is from RefSeq and is a predicted model, not a curated record. NCBI's taxonomy places the organism in Eukaryota, Metazoa, Nematoda, Chromadorea, Rhabditida, Onchocercidae.